GAACUUACAAGGAAAAUCAGUAGUUGCAAGAUUUGUUGCAAGUAGUGCUCCUUGGUGGUCUAGUAGAAUUGUAGAAAGCUGAUUAUGUGGGGAGCUUUUAAGAGGACAUUGCAGACAACAAGCAUAGGAGAAUUCAGAGAUCAACUUGUCCAAGAAUAGGGAAAAGAUCAAGCUUGGGAAAUUUGACUAGUUUAAUACCUUAGAGUUUUGAGUGAGGUGCUGUUUGUAUUAUGGUCAUUCUCUUGAUACGGGCAUGUGGUUGUAGUUGAGUAUAUAUAAGGGGUUGACGGAAUAAUCUGCAAUUGAGAAAAUGGCUACGUGGGAAAACUUUGGGGAAAUUGCAAAUGUUGCUCAGCUUGCUGGCCUUGAUGCAGUGAAGCUAAUUGGGAUGAUCGUAAAAGCUGCAAACACAGCUCGGAUGCACAAGAAGAAUUGCAGGCAGUUCGCGCAACAUCUCAAGUUAAUCGGUAAUUUAUUGGAGCAGCUUAGAAUUACAGAACUCAAGAAGUAUCCUGAAACCCGCGAGCCAUUGGAAUAUCUUGAAGAUGCAUUAAGGAGAUCUUACAUUUUGGUUAACAGCUGCCAGGAUCGGAGCUAUCUUUAUCUGUUGGCUAUGGGAUGGAACAUUGUUUACCAGUUCCGGAAGGCUCAACAUGAAAUUGACCAAUAUUUGAAGAUCAUUCCUCUUAUCACGCUUGUGGAUAAUGCUCGAGUCAGGGAGAGAUUUGAAAUCAUUGAGAAUGACCAGCGUGAAUAUACUUUGGAGGCUGAAGACAUGAAGGUGCAAGAAGUCAUUAUGAAACGAGAUCCCUCUAAACAUGAUACAGUAGUAUUAAAGAGGAGCCUUACCCGUUCCUACCCAAGCAUGGCCAUCAAUGAGGCAAUUCAAAAAGAGAAUGAAAAGCUUCAGCUAGAACUGCAACAUUCACAAGCUAAUUUUGAUGCAAGUCACAGUGAACUCAUUCAGCAUCUUCUCGAUGUCACAGAGGUAGUUGCAGCUGAGUCUCUUUCUGAGAAGAGUUCACCCAAUCAGCCUACCAAAAAGUUGGAACAUAGUCACUCAGAUGUCGAUAGUGACAAGGAACACUAUGACAAAAGUUACAGUAAGAGUGAUGAAAAACAGUUAACUUCAAGAAUUACUUCUUCAGUUUCAUCGCAACGUGAACUGCUGUCUUCAAAUGGUUCACUUCGAUAUGAAGAGUGGCAUACAGAUCUGUUGGGCUGCUGUUCAGAACCUCUCCUAUGCAUUAAAACCUUUUUCUUUCCUUGUGGUACAUUUUCUAAAGUUGCCAGUUUUGCAGCCAACAGACACAUAUCUUCAGCGGACGCUUGUAAUGAAUUAAUGGCUUACUCGUUGAUACUGUCCUGCUGUUGUUACACUUGCUGCAUCAGAAGGAAACUUCGAAAAAAGCUAAACAUCACGGGAGGCAUCAUAGACGAUUUUCUUUCACAUUUAAUGUGUUGUUGCUGUGCUCUUGUCCAAGAAUUGCGUGAAGUGGAAAUACGUGGGGCUAACGGUACAGAGAAGACGAAAACGAGCCCCCCGCCCUCUCAAUUUAUGGAAUCUUAGGAAAUUGAAAUUGGUGUCUUGGAGCUAAUAAGCAUAUUAGAGUAUUAUUUGCAUCAGUUGAUAGAUGGAGUAUAGGUUCUCUCCGGAUUUAGAAUCGUUCUGUAAAGUAAUUCUUAGUAAUCCAGAUCUAAUAUGUACAAAACCUAUAGUUUUCAAUGGUUCAUUGUUAAUUCAUUUGCU
Molecule: messenger RNA, 1750 nt
Organism: Lycium ferocissimum
Lineage: Eukaryota; Viridiplantae; Streptophyta; Magnoliopsida; Solanales; Solanaceae
Product: protein MID1-COMPLEMENTING ACTIVITY 1
Exons: 8
Coding region: 311-1570 (419 amino acids)
Biological process (GO): cell surface receptor signaling pathway
Source: RefSeq, a predicted model, not a curated record